AAGAGAUGCAACAAGCGUUAUAAAAUAGUAGAGUAUCUCUCCUAUAUAUCUUUCUCUCUGUCUCUGUCCCUCCCUCAUAACACAUUCUACUAAAACAAGGUACAUGAAGGUGGAAACUGAAAAAAUGGAUGAAACACAGUUUCUGAAUUCAAAUAACAACAUCAACAACAAGAAGAAGAAGUUUGAAUUGUUGAGAUAUGAAGAGCUGCCAGAUUACAUGAAAGACAAUGAGUAUAUCUUAAAUUACUACAGAGCUGAUUGGUCUCUCAAACAUGCUUUUUUCUCUUUGUUUCUCUGUCACAAUGAAACUCUUAAUGUUUGGACUCACCUGAUUGGAUUUGUUGCAUUUUUGGUGCUGACAAUUGCAAACUUAACAGAAUUUUACCAAGUAGCAGACUUCCUUCAAGUUUACAAAUGGCUUUUCCCACAGGAUCAUUCUGCACAUAUUUCUCAUCAACAAAUGUCAUCAUCCAUGGACACGAUACAGUUACCAAUCGAAGUGACACGUUGGCCAUUGUACGUGUAUUUGGGUGGCGCAAUGUUCUGUUUCGUGUCUAGUAGUCUAUGCCAUCUCUUCUCUUGUCACGCGCUUCACUUAAAUUGUCUACUUAGUCAAUUAGACUAUACAGGCAUCACAGUUAUGAUCAUCACUUCAUUCUUCCCUCCAAUCUAUUAUCUCUUCCUAUGCAAUCCCAUAUGGCAAUAUGUCUAUCUAGGAAUAAUUAGCGUUCUAGGUGCUUUUGCAAUCGUGGUAUUACUUUCUCCAACACGAGCAAGAGGUAAAUAUCGUUUCAUGCGUACUUUGAUUUUUGUGACAAUGGGCCUUUUUGGGGUGAUCCCUGCAAUCCAUGCCACUAUCAUGAAUUGGAAUGUGCCUCAAAGGAACACGGCUUUAGGGUUUGAAUCCGCGAUGGGGUUUUCUUACUUGGUUGGAGCUAUGUUUUAUGUUAGUCGAGUGCCUGAAAAGUUGAAGCCGGGUUGGUUUGAUCUAGUCGGGCAUAGCCACCAGAUAUUCCAUAUAUUUGUCGUAAUGGGUGCGUUAGCGCAUUAUGUCUCUGUACUUAUACUCUAUGAGUGUCGUCGUCGACUAAGUUGUGAGUGAUUCAAGUGAUUCUUAAACAGAAUACACACCUUGUUUUAGUACUUAUUAACACAUUAUAUUGGAGAUUGUUUAAUACUUCUA
This is a messenger RNA of Erigeron canadensis, 1183 nucleotides long. Its product is annotated as heptahelical transmembrane protein 1-like. Bases 104 to 1102 code for a protein of 332 amino acids. The transcript is spliced from 3 exons. Gene Ontology annotation, molecular function: signaling receptor activity. Gene Ontology annotation, biological process: response to hormone. The record is from RefSeq and is a predicted model, not a curated record. Gene Ontology annotation, cellular component: membrane. NCBI's taxonomy places the organism in Eukaryota, Viridiplantae, Streptophyta, Magnoliopsida, Asterales, Asteraceae.